Peromyscus leucopus (white-footed mouse) is the source of this 725-nucleotide messenger RNA. Its product is annotated as scavenger receptor class A member 5-like. The record is from RefSeq and is a predicted model, not a curated record. The transcript has 3 exons. Bases 354 to 725 code for a protein of 123 amino acids. Lineage: Eukaryota; Metazoa; Chordata; Mammalia; Rodentia; Cricetidae.
ACCCAGUCAGUACCUAGCAGAGCUGCGGAGCCUCCACAGAACAUCUCCGGAUCGCGUUCCGAGGCUGACCGCUGAACCAGGACAGGGUGUCCCAGGUGCUGACCCCUCACUCAGCCACCAGGUCGAAGUGGUUCUCCUACAGCAGUGAACCUGUGGCCCUGACCUGAGAUAAGUCACUGGGUGACCCCGCAGCCUCUUUCUAUGACUCCACCUGGAUUUGGCUGACUGUGGGGACAAGCUUCAAGGGACUGCUUGGGUCUCCGUGGGGUAGCAGUCAGCUUUCUGGCUACCAUGGCAAUUGCUGGGAACUGAAGGCACGGGGCUCCAGCCUCAGCACAAGCACGCAGGACACGAUGGACAACAAAGCCAUGUACAUGCACACUGUGAAUGACCGGGACACCAGCUCUGUCUUUGAGGAGCCCUUCGACGGCAGGAGCCUGUCCAAGCUGAACCUGUGUGAAGAUGGCCCAUGUCACAAACGGCGUGUGGGUGGCUGCUGUACCCAGCUGGGCUCCCUGUCAGCACUGAAGCAUGCCGUCCUGGGACUCUAUCUUCUGGUCUUCCUGAUUCUUGUGGGUAUCUUCAUCUUAGCAGGUAAGAGCAGUCUUUUUGUGUCCAAGACUUUGGGGGUGAUCGAGGAGGACUCAGAGCCUCCGUGCCCUUGCUGUGGAAACCAUGGAGGAGGAUGCUGGCUGGUCUUUCUGAUUAGACAACAUCUUUGGUAG